AUGAAUCGAAAACAUUCCGAGACUGGCAUCACCGACGAGGCGGCCCUUGAAGGUCAUGACCUCAUUCACAACGCCGAGGUCGAGGAGCAGAGGGCCCAUGGCGACCAGGCAUUGACGCAGCCCGACGAGGGAGAUGAGCCGCUCAACACAUCGAAGCAGCCCGAGCCCAUGAUCGGACAAGGCGGACGCCGUCACUCAGCGAUGGACAAAGUGAAGGAGGCUCUGCAUCUCAAGAAAUAA
Molecule: messenger RNA, 240 nt
Organism: Trichoderma aggressivum f. europaeum
Lineage: Eukaryota; Fungi; Ascomycota; Sordariomycetes; Hypocreales; Hypocreaceae
Exons: 2
Coding region: 1-240 (79 amino acids)
Source: RefSeq, a predicted model, not a curated record